AUGGGGCAUUUAAGCAUACUCAAGGGUUUAGCUCUUGGGAUUUUUAUUAUCAGUCCUACAUUUGCCUUGAAGGCUGAAAUUAGGGCUGACAGUAAUCGCGAUGGCUUUGUCGACACCCAAGGCACAAGCGAUCUUGCUCAUAAGUUAGAAUGGUCCAAUUCAGCUGGUGCCAUAUUCUUGGCGAAUAUUGGCGACACCAGCCGUCGCUGCUCAAAACUUGCUCUCCAAAAUCCGCCUUCCCAAGAAGUGCUUGCGGCUUGCAAUGAUGCCUCUGAUGAUGUCCAACGCUCGCCUCAAUAUCUGGCCUCGCUCAGAACAUUGCCGAUUCCUGACAUUAGUGAUGAUGGGUGGGGAACUGUUGGAGUACAUACAGAAAUUGCUCGAAAGAAUGUUCGCAUAUUUCGGCGAGAUGGAAGUGGCUGGAGCAUCGUAACAAAUGACGACAGGUUCCCUGCAAAUGAAUUGAAAAAUGGCUUUGAGCUCGGCAUAGACGCCCGAGAUACAAGGCGACCUAGUGGCUGGGAUGGAAAAGUCGAAGUACGCUUUGACAUUCAUGAUGGAAAGGCUUCUGAUUCUGAUGCCGUCCGUCUACGCGUGGCUCCAGUUAUCACUUUCCACCAUCUCAUGCCUGUUUCACAGGUGUUUGUCACUAACGGAAACAAAUCGGAGACACCUUUUCAAGAGCAAUUCGUGUCAGAUUUGCGACAGAUACUUGACCGACCUGAUAUGAGGAAACCGCUCUUCACAUUUGAUCACUCUGAUGAUAUUUGGGCUCAAGAUAUUCUGGAACCUGCAUAUACCAGCAUGCCUAGCCCUCAGGGGCCAAUAAUUCUCGAAAUCAUGAUUCGUUCACCUCAGGGCUCGCGCGUUGCUGGGAGACAAGUUUUCGAAUAUUUGAGGAACGGCACGCGAGGAGCCAUCUAUACAACUGGUGGAAUAAGAGAUGAAAUCGACUCAACCGGCAACGUUGAGACUAUUCCUCCAUACAGCUAUGGAGAAAAGUCCUAUCCGGCCGGACGCAUUAUUCAAGGUUCUCACGGCAAAUCCCUCCCGCACCUAUACGACUACCUCAAGGCACAGGAGAUCCAAUCUCCCAUCAUCUUAGAUGUGGAUUGGCUUGCUGUUGGACACGUCGAUGAAAUUGUCCAAUUUAUUCCAUUCGAGAGCAGUCCAUAUGGCUGGGCACUUUAUAUCGCCGACCCGAUUGGGGGCAUUAAUAUCCUUGAACAAGCCAAGAAGGAUGGCUAUGGACAUUUACCUGCAUUCUCCCGUCCAAGCGGCGUAUUAAUGGAAAGACUGCUGGGCGACAAUUAUGGGAAGCUUCGAUCGUACUCACGUUCUAAUAUCCCCAUGAGAAGCAUACCGGAUGUGACCAUCAAUGACAUAUUGACCGACCGGUUAAUUGAAGAAAAUAAAGAAUUUGCCAUGAGUAUUUCCAAAGUCCAAAAGAUUUUGGAACGCGAAACCGGAAUUCCAAAAGAAUAUAUCCACCAUGUACCAAUGGUCUUUGAAACCGGAUUUUGUUUCCCUCCAGACGAAGGAGUGUUGCCAGAAAGAAACUGCAGCUCUGAACAUGCUGUAGCUUUAUAUCCUGGUGUUUUGAAUGGUGUUGUUCUUAGCGAUUCUCAAUACUUAUCGCCGAAUCCUUGGGGGCCAGUGAUUGAUGGCAUAGACAUCAUGGCACAAGCAACAGACAAAGUGUACGGCAAAGCUGGCAUGGACGUUAUUUAUAUUGAUGACUGGUACUCGCAUCAUGAGGGAGGUGGCGAAGUUCAUUGUGGUACCAACACAGUCCGCCUCCCAGCCUAUGGCUGGUGGGAGUCUGCUUCAUUUAAGGAACGUAUGUCUUCUGAAGAGGAACCAAGCAGAUACGAAUUGUGA
Messenger RNA from Trichoderma virens Gv29-8, 1881 nucleotides. RefSeq lists its product as uncharacterized. Gene Ontology annotation, molecular function: calcium ion binding; protein-arginine deiminase activity. The transcript is spliced from 3 exons. The coding region runs from base 1 to 1881 and encodes 626 amino acids. The record is from RefSeq and is a predicted model, not a curated record. Lineage: Eukaryota; Fungi; Ascomycota; Sordariomycetes; Hypocreales; Hypocreaceae. Gene Ontology annotation, cellular component: cytoplasm.